AUGAGAAAAGCGAAUCUAGCAUUAAAGCGUGAAAGACAUGUCGUGCCUACAGUGGAUGACAUUAUAAUGGAACUAAAUGGCUCCACCGUGUUUUCAAAGGUGGACCUUUACAAAGGGUUCCAUCAGCUCGAACUUUCCGAGGAAUCAAGAAACAUGACCGUGUUCGCAAGCCAUGUUGGACUUUGGAGUGUCGUGAAAACUGACAAUGGAUCUCCAUUCAACAGUCAAAUCUUCUCGGACUUUGCAGAUCGUUUUGGUUUUAAACAUAGAAAAAUAACACCACUCCAUCCGAUGGCAAACGGUACAGCAGAAGCAUUUAUGAAGCCUUUAGUUAAAACCAUGAAAACCGCAUCAGCAUCAGGAAAGAACUUUAAAACUGAAAUCAGUAGUUUCCUCAUGAACUAUAGGAGUACCCCACAUCCAAGCACUGGGCUUUCUCCGUAUGAACUCAUGUUUAACAGAAAAAUGAAAACAAAACUUCCCCAGUUUUCAGUUUUCAGAAAGGAUAAGUAUGUCAGAGAAAGAGACACUAAAGCAAAGAUGAAAAAUAAACGUUAUGCCGACAUCCGACGGAAAACGAAGUAUUCAACAAUAAAACCUGGAGACAAGGUACUUGUGAAACAAAAUAUAAGGAAUAAACUUGACACACCAUUCAGCUCUUCAGUCGGUAAGGUAAUCCCCAGAAAAGGUUCUAUGGUCACAGUUCAACACAAUGAUCGUACAAUUACCCGUGACAUAUCCCCUUUCAAACCUGUAAACUCAUUUAACGACAGCGACCAGCGUAAAUCCUCUUCCGGCGCCGACGGUACCUCACUGCGAAAAUCGGGAAGGAAACGAAGACCCCUAGAAGGUUUAUAG
Mercenaria mercenaria is the source of this 858-nucleotide messenger RNA. RefSeq lists its product as uncharacterized. Gene Ontology annotation, biological process: DNA integration. The record is from RefSeq and is a predicted model, not a curated record. The transcript has 2 exons. Lineage: Eukaryota; Metazoa; Mollusca; Bivalvia; Venerida; Veneridae. Bases 1 to 858 code for a protein of 285 amino acids. Gene Ontology annotation, molecular function: nucleic acid binding.